AUGGCUAGCAUUGUUAACUCUGCCGUUCUGCAAUACCUAAAGGAGCACCACCCCACCGUCGCUGCAGUAUUUCAGAAGGAAGGAAAGGUCGUCACGCGUCAACAUCCACCGAGGGGAAUAACUCUGGAGUCACUCAUUGCACUCGAACAGACAGGCAAAAAACACGCCGCCUCCCGCUUGUCUCCCGGAGGUGAAGAACCCGUCAAAAAACAAAGUAAAACUGAGUCAAGGGCACCGCUGCCAGACAGCUCUUCUGAUGAUGAUGAUGAUGAUGAGCCCGUGAAGAAGCCAGUGGCAAAGAAGGCAUCACCUGCAAUGAAGCCAGCUGCCAAGAAGGCACCGCUGCCGGACAGCUCU
Trypanosoma theileri is the source of this 357-nucleotide messenger RNA. RefSeq lists its product as uncharacterized. The record is from RefSeq and is a predicted model, not a curated record. The transcript has a single exon. The annotation marks the transcript as partial. NCBI's taxonomy places the organism in Eukaryota, Euglenozoa, Kinetoplastea, Trypanosomatida, Trypanosomatidae.